Messenger RNA from Nothobranchius furzeri (turquoise killifish), 1104 nucleotides. It is a transcript of the gene taf11, whose product is annotated as TAF11 RNA polymerase II, TATA box binding protein (TBP)-associated factor. Gene Ontology annotation, cellular component: transcription factor TFIID complex; nucleus. Gene Ontology annotation, molecular function: protein heterodimerization activity; transcription coactivator activity. Lineage: Eukaryota; Metazoa; Chordata; Actinopteri; Cyprinodontiformes; Nothobranchiidae. Gene Ontology annotation, biological process: transcription initiation at RNA polymerase II promoter; RNA polymerase II preinitiation complex assembly. The record is from RefSeq and is a predicted model, not a curated record.
AGAAGAAGAAGAAGAAGAAGAAGAAGAAGAAGAAGAAGAAGAAGAAGAAAGAAGCGCUAGCUUAGCUUUUCACGUUUGUUGUGUGCUUUAACAUAUUAUACAAAUGUAUCAUGUUUAAUCCACUUUCUGUUCACGGCUACCUAAAAUACGUUUAAAUUAGUUUUGUUGCUGCUUCCUGUGGUGUCGUUGAGCUCGUUCUGGCUUGAAGAGGCUGAAUCGUAGAGAGACGUCGAGAAACGAUGGCAGAUCCUGCUCGGAUCAAAACAGAAGAUUCUCUUCCGAAGACGGCAGCUUCUGUUAUCGAUGAAGAAGUAGUUAGGAAGGAUCAACCUGAAAAUGAACUCGUCUCAGAAAAACCUACAGAAGAAAAUAAAGAACCGAGCGUGCAGGAUCAGCCCACACCUCUGGUUAAAGCUGAAACGACAGCAGGAGACGACGAGGAUGAGGGAACCUCUGGCCAGCCUGCUUCUAAGAGGCUGAAGGUGGAGCCAGAGAAGAAAAAAGAGAAGCGCCACAAGGUCGAUGAGGACGAAAUACAAAAGAUGCAAGUGCUGGUGUCGUCCUUCUCUGAAGAGCAGCUGAACCGUUAUGAGAUGUACAGACGCUCUGCCUUCCCAAAAGCUGCUAUUAAAAGGCUGAUCCAGUCCAUAACAGGAUCGUCGGUGUCCCAAAAUGUGGUCAUUGCGAUGUCUGGUAUUGCCAAGGUGUUUGUUGGAGAGAUUGUAGAAGAAGCUCUGGAUGUUUGUGAGAAGUGGGGCGACACGCCGCCCCUCCAGCCGAAGCACAUGAGGGAAGCCGUGAGGAGGCUGAAGACCCGGGACCAGAUCCCGAACACCAAGUACAAAAACAUUCUGUUUCACUGACAGGAGGAGGAAAAUGGGGAUUGAACUGUCCCAGGAGUUCGGUGCCAGCGUCCACAAAGCCACCGCCCUCCGACCUUCUGAGUUGGGACACAGCGCUCUGAGGUUUAUUAACAAAUACUCAAUGAAACAAUCUGUAAAUAAAUCUUUUUUACUCACUUUUAGUUGGAAUUCUUCAGAAAUAAUAAAAGGCAAUUAUUUUGAAUUCUGAUUCAUGGAAAUAAAAGACGAUAAUUUAACUAUA